UUUUUUUUUUUAUUUAUUUAUAUAUUUUUUUUUUACUUUCCUCCCACUACAAUUUAUUUCCAAAAUUAGUAAAUAAAAAAUGGUGGACUGGCUUCAGCCGUGUGCCAUGUCGUUUUUCGACAAUUGUCGGGUAAAAUGAAGUGUAAAAUAAUGAAAAAAUUGACAAACCGGUCAACUAAAAAUUCAAUAAUAACAAAGUGUAAUUAUCCAAGUGUAUCAUUAAUUUAAAAUAACUGGUGUUAAUUUAUCAGUGAAUUUAUUUUUAAAAUUGUUACACUUUUUUUUUUUUACAAUAUUUAUUUAUUUACUUUUUUUUUUUUUUUGAUAUUUAUUUAUUAUUUCGUAAUAAAAAAUAAAAAGUCUUUUUUAAAAAAUCAUCUCCCUUGCUUUGGAGGAUAAUUUUUGCUCCAGAAUUAACGAUAUUAAUUAUAUAUAUUAUUUUAUAUCAAUAAAUAAUUGAAUAAAAAAAAAUUCAUCAAGAUGGUUGUUGGUGAACCAAGUAUACACAAUAUAAUGGGGGGAAUGGAGAGCACAGGGGGUGUUCGUCUUCACAAUCACAAAAGAAAAUUAAAACAACGAUUUGAUAUUAUAAAAAAGUUGGGUCAAGGUACUUAUGGUAAAGUACAAUUAGGAAUAAAUAAAGAAACUGGCCAAGAAGUUGCAAUAAAAACAAUUAAAAAAUGUAAAAUUGAAACAGAAGCUGAUCUCAUUAGGAUAAGAAGAGAAAUUCAAAUAAUGUCAAGUGUACAACAUCCAAAUAUAAUACAUAUUUAUGAAGUAUUUGAAAAUCGUGAAAAAAUGGUACUUGUUAUGGAAUAUGCUGCUGGAGGUGAACUAUAUGAUUAUUUAUCUGAACGUAAAGUACUUAGUGAAGAAGAAGCACGUCGUAUAUUUCGUCAAAUAACAAUUGCUGUAUUUUAUUGUCAUAAACAUAAAAUAUGUCAUCGUGAUCUUAAACUUGAAAAUAUAUUAUUAGAUUUAACUGGUAAUGCAAAAAUAGCUGAUUUUGGUUUAUCAAAUGUAUUUGAUGAACGUCGUUUGUUAAAUACAUUUUGUGGUAGUCCAUUGUAUGCUAGUCCAGAAAUAGUAAAAGGUACACCAUAUCAUGGACCAGAAGUUGAUUGUUGGAGUCUUGGUGUAUUACUUUAUACUUUAGUUUAUGGUGCAAUGCCAUUUGAUGGUUCAAAUUUUAAACGUUUAACACGUCAAAUAUCAGCAUCUGAUUAUUUUGAGCCAAAAAUACCAUCAUCAGCAUCACCAUUAAUAAAAGAUAUGUUACAAAAAUGUCCAACACAACGUGCUGAUAUUGAAAAAAUAUGUUCACAUUGGUGGGUUAAUAAAGGAUAUGAUAUUAAUUGUCUUGAUAUUGCUGAAAAUUUAGCAGCACAAACACCAGUACGUCUUGAUUUAUUACUAUCAUUAGUUCCACAAUCAGCAAGUGCUGAUAAAUUAGUUAUUGAUGAUGAUUCACAAACAAAUCAACAAAUAACACAUGAUAAUAAUAUGUCAAAUGAAUCAACAGCACCAACACGUUGUCAUUCUGUUGGUAGUUUAAUGGAACUUGAUCGUAAUAAUUCUGAAAAAAUACGUGAAAUGAUUAAUGAAGAAGAACCAAAAAAUAUGGAAAUUAAAAGAAAAUUAGAAACAACACCAUCAAUGGAAGAAACACAUGCUACAUCAUCAAAAAAAAAAGAUAAAACAUGUCAAAAUCAACAAAUUGAUAAUAGAGAUUUAAAAAAUUAUGCAACAAAUUCAAGACAUCAUUCAGCACCAAUUACUACAAAUACAAUUAAAGAAGAACAAAUGGAAGUUGAUUUACGUAAUCAUAAUAGUAAUGAAUUAAAUUUAAUUAAAGAAGCAUUGGUAUUACAAUUUAUCAAAGAAGAAGAAGAAAGAAAUAAAGAACAAAAUAAAACAUCUGAACAAGUUAAAGUUAAUGAUGAUAAUAGCAAUGAUAAAAAUGAUGAUAAUAUUAAUAAAAAAACUAAAGAAAUUACUGAUUUACCUGUGGCUACAAGUGUAGCUAAUGAAAAAUUAAUUGAAACAGAAAAUAAAGUAAAAACUUCACCUAAAAAAACAACAAAAACAAAAAAAACAGUAUCACCUAAAAAAUUUCAAGUAUCAGAAGUUAAAGUAGAUUCUAGUCAAGUAGAAAUAAAACAAAAUAAUGAAUUAAUAAAAACUGAUAAUAAUGAAGAAGAAAAAUCGGAUACAAUUGAAAUAAAAAAGUUAGAUGAUAAUACAGAAAAAAUUGAUAAAAAAAAUAAUAUUGGUGUAUUAAAAAAACCACGACAAAGAGCUGUUAGUAUGGAUUCUGAUGAAAUUCCAUUAACAAAACAAACUGAAAGAAGACGUUCAAAAAUAUUUGAAACAGCUGAAAAAUUUAAUCAACUUGGUUCAUCAACAAUAAAUACAGAUAUUGAAAAACCAAAAAAAAUAUUUAUACCAGGUGUUAAUGUUGGUGGUGCUAAACGUGUAUUUGAAAGAAAAGCUAGUUUAGGAUCAAUGCCACCAUCACCACCAAUAAAACAAAGUACAUCUAAAAUAAUAAUUGACGUGCCAAAAGAAAAAACAAUUGAAAAUGAAAAAAUUAAAGAUGAUGAUAAAAAACGUGCAGUUGAUAUUAUAACUGGAGCAUUGGGUAAACCACCAGUAUUAAAAAAACUAAAUGGUUCACCACCAUUGACACCAACAUCAUCAUCAUCACAAUCAACAGAUAGUAAAAAAUUGGGUUUAAAAAUUCAAUUAGCACCAAAUGAUGUUAGAAAUGCAACAGUAUCAGUAACAACACCAACUGAAACAAAAUAUCCUGAUUUUGAUAAUUCAACAAUUAAACCAUUAGCAAUUGGUAGUUCUGUACCAACAACACCUGAAGCUAAUCAACAAAGACCAGUAUCACCAACAAUGUCAUCAAAAAUUGAAAUAACACUUAAAAGUGCAACAUUACCAAGACGUAAAACAAGCAAAGCUGAAAUAACACUUGCUGGUUAUAAAUCAAAUAAUAAUUCAUUUAAAUCAGAAGUUGAAGCUAAAAUAAAUGCUUGUCCAUCAACAAAAUUACGUACACAAAAAUCAGAAGUUGCAUUUCCAGUAAGUGGUAUUAUUCAACAACCAUCAAUAAGAUCAUCAAGUUUAGGACCAGAUAAUCGUCAAAAUAAUAAAAUAAAAGAAAGAAUAAUACCAAUACAAUUUGAAGAAGAUAAUCAAGAAUUAUCAUCAUCAAAUUCAUUUACAAUACCAUCAAAACCACCAAUGCCACAACGUUCAAUAUCACAAAAAUCUGAAUCAUUAUCACGUCAAUCAACUGCUGAUUCAGAUACUGAUAGUUUACUUGGUGGUUCAACAACUGGUGGUGCUCAAGAAAAAAUUAAAAAAAGUCCAAGAGAAUAUAUUAUUCCAAUUUCAGUUGAAGGUGGUGGUUAUGUUACACCAAGAUCUGGUAGUUUAGAACCAGAAAGUAAAAAUAGUACACCAACAAGUGUUAAUCCAUCAAGAAGUAGAUUUGGACGUCCAAGACGUAUUGGAUCAUUAUUAUCUGAUGCAAGUGAAGAUGAAUCACCAUUUUCAACACUUCAUAGAGAUAGUGAUGAUCUUCUUCAUAGACAUAUGCAUAGACUUCGUAGUUCACGACCAAUUAGACAAACUCCAGAACAUGCUGAUAGUCUAUCAUCUGGUGAGGAUGAUGAGGAUGAUGAUGGAUUUGAAUUAUUAACUGCUGAAAAUUUAUUUUCAACACUUUUAUCACGUGUAAGAAGUCUUACACAACGAUUAAAUGUUGAUGAUACAAGAGGAACUGGUUUUCCUAGUAGUCGACUUCUUGGUAGAAUGGGUUCUAACUCAUCAUCACAAGGAUUUUGGGGUGUACAUGAACCACUAUCAAGCUACGAGAGCUCCUUUGAAACGCAGACAAUAACAACGAGAAUACCAGAGUCACCAUUUCGUCGUCCAUUGAGUCGUGAUCCAUCUGAUAGAUUUGGACGUAAAGAUUCAGCAUUGUCAUCAACUUCAGCAACACAAAGUAGUCUUGGUGGACGUAGUGAAAGAAAUCCAUCUCGUGAAAGUAUCUUUGAUGUUGGUAGCAGCAACACUCUACCGCGAGAUGACCAACGUGAUGAGGAUGAUUCAUUAACAACAAAGGAUCAUGGAACAAAUGGAUUAAUUGGAAUAAAAUUAUCACCAUCACGUGAUGAUUUAACACCAUGUCUUGCACGUCGUUUGAGUCGUCAAUUUAUUGAAAAAACACGUCAAUUACUUCCACGUUCACCAUCAAUACCACGUGAACGUUUAUAUCGUUCAUCAACAGAAGAGCCAUCAAGUAUCCUUGAUAAACCAUUAAUAAAAUACUUGGAUAUAAAUCAAAUAACAAUUAAUAAUAAUAGUAGUAGUAAUAGUUUACGUCGUGAUAAUUCAUUACGUACUGAUAAAAUACAAGAAGAAACAGCUAUUAUUGAUGAUAAUAAUACAGCAAAAAUAUAUAAUGAUAGUAUUGAGUCAAAUAAACAAUCAAUGUCAUCAAUUUGUGAUACAAAUUAUUGUGAUGCUACACCAAGUUUGUCAGUGAAAUCAUUUGAUACAUCACCAACUGAAUCAACGUCAAAUAUACAAACAGAUUCAAUGAAUUCAUUAAAAGCAGAUGCUAAAGAUUUUGAAUGUCGUUUACUUGCUGCUGAAAAUUUAAUAAAAGAAACAAAAUUACGUAGCUUAGGUUUGCAAACAAAAUAUGAACAAAAUAAUGAUAAUAAAUGUGAUAAUGAAUUGUUGGGUUCAAUAAAUGAUUUAUCAUCAUUAUCAAAACGUCGUAGUUGUAUACCAAGUUUAAGAUUACGAUCAGAAUCAUUAAAUCGUGAUGUUGAAUGGUCAUCUGGUGAUAGAAGAAAAACACUUGGUUGUACAAAUGAAAAAAAUUUAAUAACAAAUGAUAAUAAAACAUCACCAGAAAGAUCAUUGUUAAGUAAAUUAUUUCGUUCAUCAUCAAGUACAAGAGAAACAGAUAAAAAUGAUAAAUCACCACGUAAAAGAAUAUCACGAUUUUUACGUCCAGAUUUUUUUGAUACACCUCGUGAAGAAAGUCAAUAUGUUAAAGAUAAAGAAGCACAAAAAGCUGCUGAAAAUGAAAGAAGAAAAACAAGAUUUAUGAGACUUAAAAAUGAUAAAAUUAUUGGCAAUAAUAAUAAUGUUAUUGUAAAUACAAAUAUUAAAGAUAAUAAACCAGAAAAAGAAUUAAAAAAUAAAGUCAAUACAAUGACAAGAGAUAAAUUUGAUAAUUUCGAAAACGAAAAAGCAACAAAUAAUAAUUGUGAAAAUAAAACAAUUGAUGAUACAAAGAUAGUACAAAAUUUAGAUAACAAUAAUAUUGAUAAAUUAAUAAAUGAUAUUGAAAUUAUAAAUUCUAAAUGUGAUAAAAAUGAUGAACAAUUUAAAAAACAACAAGAACCAAUAGCAAAUACAGAUAAACUUAAUGAAAAUGAAACUAAAAAAUCUAUUUCAUCAAUGGAAAAUUUAAUUUUAAAUGAUACACCAGUAACAUCAACAACAGCAACAACAAAAUCGAAAGUAUCAUCUGUAUUUGGAUUAUUUAAAAAUGAUUCAAAAACAAUGAUUAAUGGAACAAAACCAUCAACAACAUUAUUGAGUAAAUUUAAAAAAAAUACAUACAAAGGAUCACGUUCAGAUACAAGUGUAAUAACUGGUGAAUCAUCAUCAUCAUCAACAUUAAAUAGUAAAAUACCAACAAAAUCAAAACCAGAAAUGAAAAAUGAUGUUAAAAAUACAAAAAAAAUAAUCAGCGAUACAAAACGUUCACCGGAAAAAAGCGAAAUUAAAAAAACAAUAAUUAAAGAAAAAAUUAAAGAAAAAACACCACCAAUUAGAUCAAGUGUUGAGAGAAAAUUAUCAAUUGAAAAACAACAAAAUAAAUUAGCUAAAAAAAGUCCAGAUAAAAUAAUUAAUACACGUAAAUCAACACCUGAAAAAUCAGAUAAUAAAAAUUCAUUAGAUAAUAAUACAGAAAUUGUUAUUAAAAAAGAUAAAAAUUUAAAUGAAUUACCAGAUAAUUCUGAUAAAAUUACAAUAAAUAAUCAUGAAAAUGAUACAAAAGAAAUAUCUAAAAACCAAAAUUCAAAUACACAAAUAACAUCACAAGAUGACAAUGAAAUUCCUCAUAAUCGAGCAAAUAGAAGUAAUUUAAAAUUAGAUUUAUCAAAAGUACAACAAUAUACAUUUAAUAAUCCACCAGAUAAAAUACAAUCAACAUCAUCAAAUAAUAAUUCAAAAGCAAUGACUCAUCAUGCAAAUAUUAUGGGUAAUAAAAUAGUAAAUGAUAAAGCAUUAAAAAGUGAAGAUUAUCAUCAAGAUAAAAUUUCUACAAAAUCUCUAGAUUUAUCUGAUGAAAUUGAUUCAUCAAAACAUGAGUUGAUAAAUGAUAAUACUGAAUUAAUAAAUAACCAUAAAAAAAAUACACCACCACCAACAACAACAGCAGCAACAACAACACCAACAAUAAAUGAUAAUAAAAAAUUAUCAAUAUUACAAAAUGAUAAUAAAGAAAAACUAAAUAUCAUUAAACACAAAUUAACACCAGAUACAACAGAAGAUAUAUUAUCACCAAUGGAUGACAAUGAAAGUUUUGAUUCAUGGUCAAUAUGUUCAAAUGAUUUAAAUCAUCGUACUGGUAGUGAUAUACAAUCACCAACAUCACCUGGUUAUUCACCGCUAUCACGUAAUGAUCAUCAAGAAUCAAUUAUUGAUAGAAUUAGAAGAAAAAGUUUUUAUUCAAGAUUUAAUGAAAGAAAACGUAAACCAACAACAUUAACAAAUUCAUCAACAUUACCAAGAAAAUAUAGUUUUAAUAAUUUAAAUAAACAUGAUGAUGACGACAAUAAUGAUGAUGGUGGUGGUGUUAAAAGAAAUAAUAAAAAAAUGAAUUCAUAUAGUUUAAAUUCAUCACCAACUGGUAUUAAUAAUGACAGAACAUUGUCAUUGUAUACUGAUGAAUUAUUAUCAUAUCGUAAAUCACCAAUUGAUAAAUAUUCUGAUACAAGUUGUAGUUUAUUAUCACCAACAGAUAAAUAUAGUAAAUUAAAAUCAUCAUAUGAUACAUUAAGACGUUACAGAGUAUCACCAUUACCAGAUACAUCAUCACAUUGUAGUAAAUAUUUAACAAAUUCAACAUUUUCAUAUGAUCCAAGUGAUAAUUAUAAUAAAAAUUCAUCAAGUACUGGUUUAAGUAGAGAUGAAAGUAAUUGUAGUAUUGAUUAUCAUCGAAAUCAUCGUAGUAGUACAUUGCCAAGAAAAUAUAAUGCACAUAAUUCAUUAACACGUAAUAAUUCAAUUAUUGAAAAUAAAAAAACAGCUGAUUAUUAUGAAGAUUUAUUAACACCAAGUAAUAUUGAUUAUUUAACAAUGAAAAAAAAACAAACAACAACAAAAUUAACUGAUGAUUUUACUGGUAAAUAUAAUGGUGAUUCUGAUAUUGUUCAUAAAUGGAAAAAUAAUGUUGAUAAAUAUUCAACUAAUGAUUCACCUGAUGAUAGUGAUAAAAGUCAUGAUGAUGAUAAUUUAAGAUGUGAGACUGCUAGUGAAUCAAAAGAACUUUCAGCUGCUUGUCCUGAUGACAGUGAUGACAUGACCACAAUUGAAUAAAGCUGCUUUUUUUUUCUUGCCAAAUUAUAAUUAUAAUUUAGAUAUCUAGAUUUUCAUUUUUUAAUUAUAAUUAAUUUUAAUGACCAAAGAAAUAAUGUGUGGUUGAAAAUAUUUAAAUCAAAAAUAUUGCAUAACAUUUUAUACUUGAAAAAAAAAAGAGAAUCGAAUUUUUAUUUCGAGAUAAUAGUUUAUAAUUAUUAAUAAUUUUUAAGUUAUAGUCUGUUUUUAUACAUGAUAAUUAAAGUUGAAAAAUAAUCAUGAAAAUUGAAUGAAAAAUAAUUAUAAAAUCAUGAGUUUUUCAACAUUUGACUGUUAUUUUCCAUAAAGUGCCAUUAAUUAUGAGCUUUAAAAGCUUUUUAAUUAUUAUUUUAUGUAUUUUGUUUUUUGUUUAUUAUUUUAUUUUAAUCAAACUAGUCAGGUUUUUUUAAUUUUAAAAAUGGCUCUGAUAGUUUAUGAGAUUGUAAACUUUUUAUUUUGAAGCCAGAUAAAAUAAGAAAGAUGAAAAAAUAAAAUAAAUACUUUUGUGUUUAAAUAUAUAUUGCCUUACUAUUGUAUUUAUAAAUUUACAAGCAAAUUUAAUUUAAUAAUUAUUUCAUUGUUUGUAAAAAUGUAGUGGAACUGUUUUUAUUUUUUUUUUUAAAUUUUGGUUGACAUUGGUUAUUGUCUUCCAUUUGUUAUGUAUGAAUUUUUUUUUAUUUACAUAAUAUACAUAUUUUAAAAAUAAAUAACAGAUUUCACAUAAAAA
Aphidius gifuensis is the source of this 8386-nucleotide messenger RNA. RefSeq lists its product as uncharacterized. The transcript has 10 exons. Lineage: Eukaryota; Metazoa; Arthropoda; Insecta; Hymenoptera; Braconidae. The coding region runs from base 481 to 7641 and encodes 2386 amino acids. Gene Ontology annotation, cellular component: cytoplasm. Gene Ontology annotation, biological process: protein phosphorylation; intracellular signal transduction; microtubule cytoskeleton organization. The record is from RefSeq and is a predicted model, not a curated record. Gene Ontology annotation, molecular function: protein serine/threonine kinase activity; tau-protein kinase activity; ATP binding.